UAUGGAUUUGAUUUCCAUAAAAAUAUAGAUUACAAGAAAAAUGUCAAUUUAUAAUUUCCUUAUUAAUUAAUAUCAUCAUUAUUAUUGAUAAAAAUAUAUACUUAUUCUAAAUAUGUUGAACAUGCAAUGAUGAAUAAGAAUAAAUUGUGUCUGAUUGUGGAAUAAUAUCAGUUUGCUUUCCAAAUGUUUAUAAUGGACAAUAAUCCAGUCAAUAAUCAAGACCAGCAGAUAUAUUUGCCUGAAGUCCAGCAGAUUGAAGCGAAUUAUUCAGAAACCAUUCCUCAAAUCACUUGUGUCAUGAUGGGGUGUUCUACAGAUAAUAUACCUCCCCCAAAACCAGAUUUUUAUGCACCUCCACCAUAUGAAAUUGUAACAAACCCGUCUAAGUUACCAACUUAUGAAGAAGUUCAAAGAGAGAAGCAUUUAGAAGGACAGCAUUUCCCCAUAAAUAUUACUUCUCCGAUAAUAAGUCCCCCUGUAUUCACCAGACCUCAUAAUCAGAGAGUCAUUACAAUCAGUAAUGAAGUAACAGAUGAAACAGACACAAGUCUACUCGGCACAGAUUUCAUGUUCUAUGUAGCAUUCUUUGUGGCUUUUGUAUUUAAUUGGAUAGGAUUCUUGCUUCUCAUGUGUUUUUGCCACACAAUUGCUUCAAGAUAUGGUGCUCUUUCUGGAUUUGGAUUGUCUCUGGCAAAGUGGACUUUUAUAGUUCAGCAUUCCACAGAUCUGGCUUCUAAAGAUAAUAGCUGGUUGUGGUGGUUAAUAAUGACUUUUGGGUUGAUAAUUUGCAUAAGGGCCAUUUUGCAAUAUUUGAGCAUAAAGAGAGGGUGGCAUAUGUUGUCUGCUAGCCAUCAAGAGCGGCUUUUAUUUUUUUAUUGAACUGGAAUCUCAACUCGUAUAUUGGUAAAUUUUUCAUUUAUUGAAUAGUUUAUUUCAUUAUAAUAGCUGAUUCCAAUUCAUGGAGCAUAAAUAACUUUUACUCUUUCAAAUUUUGAAGAAAUUCAACAGAGUUUAAUGCUCUCCUUAGAAGUUGUGUGUUUGCACCGCUAAACGUUAAGAGUCACAAAAAUUUCAAGGAUACAUGAAUUGAAUAUUUUUAUUUCAAAAUCGCUGCAUACCAAAGUAGCUGAUAAGGAAUUAUCUGAUAACUUCUAAGUCAUUCCUUGUGUCAUAAAUUCUAAAUUUGUGUCUCUAGCUAAUAACUAUUAUUAACAUGUGAAUUUAAAUGCUAUUAUUGGAUAAAAAGAAAGUGUAUAGUCAAGAUAGUUUUCAUUUGUAUUCAGUCAGUCUUGAUAUAAAUCAACAAUUGAUGGAAAGGAAGCUUUUUAACUAUGUCAAAAAUAUUGAUAUAAAGAAUAUUUCUUGUGAAUAGGUGUAACAAGAAAUUAAAGCUAUUUGAAGAUAUUCAACAAGGGAGGAUGUUUGUUCAUUUAAAAUGAUAUUUCUUGAAUUAUACAUAUUCUAAUAGUGUCAGUCUUUCAUGUUCAUUAUAUUAUUUAUGUUUCUGAAAGAUAUCAUACAAUUAAUCAUUUUAAUUAACUUGUGUCAACAGUACAUGAGAAAAUAUUUCUCAGUUUCGAAAAAGAAAAAUAAGGUUGCUCAAGAUGAGACGUGCACUUUUAGAAUCUCUCAUAAGGAAUAAGUAUGAUUUCCAAAAUAUUUUCUCAAAGAACCAUCAUUUUGUUGAAUAUAUUCAACUAGCUUGGGAAACUAAGGCUUUGUUGUUUUCUCUUUGAACCUCAGCUCUAUCCUCUCGUCAAGUAAAACUUUUUUUAUACUAUUUUUCCUGAUUCGGCUCAGGUAAAAAGAUACAGAUUGUUGAACUUCUAAAAAAUAUUUUUUUGUGCUUUCACUUGAUUUUUCAAAAGGGAAUGAAUUUUUUUAGUGUGAAGUUUUCUAUAACUAAGACACAUAUAAAUAAUAAUAAUUCCAUUUUUCCAUAUACAUAAUAAUAAUAAAACUGUACGAAUUUAGCUAAAACAAGUAAAGAUAAUGCACCAUUUUUAAGAUAUUCAAGAUUAGAUGAUAUGAAAUCAGUGAAAAAUUAGAUCCACACCCCAUGAGCAAGGAAAUACCUUGAACACAACUAAGAUCAAGUUCCGCGCUUCAUUUUGAGUAUAUUUUAUUUCAUCAAUUAUUAAUAUAACAUUAUUUUUUUUUUUUGAAAUACUCUCAUCAUAGAAUAAAAGAGUAUCUGUGAUCCAAAUCGAUUGUUAUAAUUCUUAGAGUAAUAAUCUAUUUUUAUUACUCUGUUUUAUAAUUGUAUGCGUUAAUUAGAAAUGUCAUUUUCAAUUUCUCCUAAUGAUUUAUGUGUUCAUCAUUAUUUUACUUUGACACCAACGAUGAAAAUGGGACUGGCUUACUGGAUUAUAUACAACAUAAUUAUAGCUUUUCAAGCAAGUGCACCUCCUCUAAGUUUAUGAAAUGCAAGAAAUGUUCUAUUACAAACUCAAUAUGUGUAGAUCUGGUAACAUUUUAUAAAUAAUAUAAUUCUUAGAACUUUUAUGUUCACAUUGAGUUUUGAGGUAUCUCAGGACAAAGUGGAUUAGCCUAUUAAAUGCUUAAACUUUUUACCUGACCCAAACCUGGAAAAAUAUUUUAUUAGAAGAUCAGAUUAAAUUUAAUAUACAACUACAAAACCCACCCUGUAUAUAUACAAGCAAAUAUUUAAUGUAAAAUUGUUAUUUUGGACUUUGACUACAGUGUCAAUAUGUGUCAGUUGAUCACUACUGGCUCUACUUAUUACAUUGUGAAAAGUUAUCUCACCACUCUAAGUGAUCAUAUGUAUCAUAACUACAUGGUAAAUUUUCUCAUCUGUUUGAAAAAGUCCAAUUCGUUGCAGAUUUGUAUGUUUGAUAUAAAAAUUUCAUAAAACCAACAGAAAUGAUGAUCUGUUGAUUUCAGGUGUUUUUUUUAUUCAACAAAAAACAAAAAUGACCUUAGAAAGAUCAUUAGGUAUAGUCAAGAGGAUUAUUUACCAUUAGUGUUUUUUUUUUGUUAUUUUACUUAUACAAAUCCCUUCAAAGUAUUCUAUUGAAUAAUGGGUGAUUGUGAAUGAUUACAUUUAAUAUCUAAUAAGUCUUAUGCAAAAUUUGAAUAUUAUUUCAGAAAUAUUUUGAAGAUGUGGUAAUGUCUUUUCUUUGUUACAAAAAAAAUGUAUUCUAAUGAAGGAUUGCCAUGUACAAAUUACAUAAGGUGUGUUAUCAACAUACAUUAAAGAAAAAUAUAUUCAA
Molecule: messenger RNA, 3233 nt
Organism: Harmonia axyridis
Lineage: Eukaryota; Metazoa; Arthropoda; Insecta; Coleoptera; Coccinellidae
Gene: Ndfip
Product: NEDD4 family-interacting protein 1
Exons: 5
Coding region: 184-879 (231 amino acids)
Biological process (GO): ubiquitin-dependent protein catabolic process; metal ion transport; positive regulation of protein ubiquitination
Cellular component (GO): perinuclear region of cytoplasm; endoplasmic reticulum; Golgi apparatus
Molecular function (GO): WW domain binding
Source: RefSeq, a predicted model, not a curated record